Messenger RNA from Egretta garzetta (little egret), 5793 nucleotides. It is a transcript of the gene MAP2, whose product is annotated as microtubule associated protein 2. Gene Ontology annotation, biological process: microtubule cytoskeleton organization; neuron projection development. The record is from RefSeq and is a predicted model, not a curated record. Gene Ontology annotation, cellular component: neuron projection. NCBI's taxonomy places the organism in Eukaryota, Metazoa, Chordata, Aves, Pelecaniformes, Ardeidae. The transcript has 15 exons. Gene Ontology annotation, molecular function: microtubule binding.
AUGGCAGAGGAUAGGAAAGACGAAGCGAAGGCACCACACUGGACUUCAGGUCAGCUAACAGAGGCUUCUUCACACCCACAUUCACCUGAAAUUAAGGAACAGGGUGGCGCGGGUGCUGGACUGGUCAGAAGUGCCAAUGGAUUUCCCUACCGAGAGGACGAGGAGCCGGGGCUGAGUGGCCAUGAGCAGCCGGGGACAUAUGCUCGGACCAAAGAGAAUGGGAUCAAUGGAGAGCUGUCGUCGGGGGACAGAGAGACCGCAGAAGAAGUGUCUGCAAGGAUAGUACAAGUAGUAACAGCUGAAGCUGUAGCAGUCCUGAAAGGCGAGCAGGAAAAAGAAGCACAGCACAAAGAUCAGCCUGGACCACUACCUUUAGCAGUCGAAGAGUCAGCCAACCUGCCUCCUUCCCCGCCUCCGUCGCCAGCUUCCGAGCAGACUGGAGCUUUGGAGGAAGGUAAGGAACCAGUAGAGAGUCCGAUGGCUGUGGAAGCAAAACCUGCUGCUCUUUCUGGGAAGCAACUGGGGAAAGAGCACGGGCCCACUGAGCCUUCGGCCCAGGCAAAGAGCCUCUGUGAGGGUCAGUCGGAUGCAGGUUUGGAGGCCAAAGUGUGUCAUGAAGACAAAGUGCCAAGUGUGGCAUCCAGCAGGCAGAGUGUAACCAUUGUGGCGGAAACGCCCCUGGAAGAGACAUCCCCUUCCUCAGCUGAGGAAGAUUUACUUGCAGCCACGAAGAUGGAAUUCCGUGUCCAGGAGGGCGCACGCCCUUUCACAUCAGAACCAUUAGACACAAAGCAACAUGAAUCUGGGAAAGACAGUAAGACUGGUGAGCAACCUAAACAUGAUGCCUUAGUUCCACAGCCAGCAAAAACAGAGGCUAUUGAUAAACAGGAUUCACAGAGCAAAGACAAAGAAAACAUGCCUUCACCUCUAUCAGAACAGAUCUUGGAAACUGAUUCGCAAAAGAAAGGGGAAGCCAGUUUUGCAGAACCUGCUGCCAAGCCUCCUGCUUCUCAAGAACAAAAGGACUUGUCCUCUGAACUGCCUAAAGGGAGCAAAACAGAAGAAAGGACUUCAGAUGCACCCUCAUCAUCCAACCAAGUUAUGUCUAUGAAAUUUAAAGAUGACCUUAAAGAUGUCCAAGAUCUUGCCAUCAGCCGUGGUGAAAGUUCUCUGUUGCUAUCAGAACCCAAGGCAGAAGCAGCCAAAAGUGAACUUCACUUCACAGGCCUGUGUCCCACUGUCCCCCAGGACCUUCCACUCAAAGACAGUUUCAAAACAAAACAAGAACUCACUGACCAACUGUUUGCCAAAGGUAUCACUAAAGAUGAACAGAUACACAGAGACAGGACACUAGCUCUACAGGAGGUCUCAGCAGUAACUGUAGAUGGCCUGAAAACACCAAGCACCCAGAAAAUCCCUCCAUGGGGGGAGGAAAAGGACAUGACCAAGGAUGAGAGUGAUGAGGAAGAAAGGUAUGACUUCUAUGAUAAAGGGGAGGCUCGAAUAUUAGAUGAUGGUAAAUUUACCACAAAACCUGAAGUUAAGACACUUUCCCUAGACCAGCCAGACUUUCAAAAGGAUGAUGAAGCUAAAAAGUCACCUGAUCUUCUCAAAGCAGAAAAAGAAGUGGACCAAAGUGGGCUCCCAGCAGCAGUAGACAUGAAAAAGGAAGUCCAGCCAAGCACACAGGUACCCCCACCCAAGUUAAGUCAUGAACUGACCCUUGAGAAAACAUUAGAGCACACUGAUACCACUCAGUUAUCCAGAAUAACAGAGAAAGCCCCUGAGGCACCAAGUUUAACCACUGACAAGACUCCUACUCUAGAACCUUCUCAAGAGAAAGAUGUUAAAAAAGAUACCAAGGAGGAGAAGACAAGUGUUUCAGCUUCUCAUCAAAUGAAAGAAGAGGAGGAUCGAUCAGGAAUGUCAAAGUAUUUUGAAACCUCUGCUCUGAAAGAGGAAGCCUUCAAAGCAGACGCUCUGAAACAGGGCAGUGAUUACUAUGAGCUAAGUGACACUAAGGAGAGUGUGUAUGAGCCUUAUCAGACAGAUCGUCUAAUACCAGAAGACAAAGAGGAAGAGGAGGAAGAAUUACAGACAGAAUUGGAUCAGCAGCAGAGUGGGCCUGCUCAUGAAAUAGGGUACAGUACCCUGGCUCAGAGCUUUACACCAGACAAAUCUGAAGAACCAAGUUCCCCAACAGAAAGAAUGUUCACUAUUGACCCCAAAGUCUAUGGGGAUAAGAGAGAACUCCACAGUAAAAAUAAAGAUGACCUAACUCUGAGCAGGAGCUUGGGACUUGGGGGAAGAUCUGCAAUUGAACAGAGAAGUAUGUCUAUUAACUUGCCCAUGUCCUGCCUGGAUUCAAUAGCUCUAGGAUUUAGCUUUGGUCGUGCACAUGAUCUUUCUCCCCUUGCUUCAGAUAUUCUAACUAACACUAGUGGAAGUAUGGAUGAAGGUGAUGACUACUUGCCAGCAACCACACCAGCAGUGGAGAAGGCCCCCUGCUUCCCCAUUGAUAGUAGAGAGGAAGAUGAGCAGAUUGAAGAAGAAAAAGCAACGGCAGAAGAAAAAGUCCCGCCUGAGACCUUGGUUGAAGCACCUUUCCUGGCCAAAGAAUAUUACAAAAAUGGGGCUGUCCUGGCUCCGGACCUGCCUGAAAUGUUAGACUUAGCGGGAACAAGAUCUAGAUUAGCCUCCGUGAGUGCAGAUGCUGAGAUGGCACAAAAGAAGUCAGUUCCUUCUGACACUGUUGUGGAAGACAGCAGCACAGCCCUGCCACCUGUGACAGAUGAAAACCACUUAACUCUAAAAGCUGAAAGCCAGUUAGAAGACUUGGGCUACUGUGUUUUCAAUAAGUACACAGUCCCGCUCCCUUCUCCAGUUCAGGACAGUGAGAAUUUAACAAGUGAAACCUGUCCCUUUUACGAAGGCACAGAUGAAAAACUGAGACGUGGCCUGGCUCCCGACCUGUCUUUAAUAGAAGUGAAGCUGGCAGCAGCUGAAAAAUCAAAAGAAGAAUUCCUCGGUGAAAAAGACUUAGGUCAGCAAGCCACUGGUGAAUCCAUUCUGCCAAGGGACUUUGAGCAGGAGAAAAAAGAAAAGUUGGAUACUGUGCUAGAAAAAAGCAAAGAUCAAGUUGACUCCAAAGAGGUCUAAAUGAAAGAAGAAAGUGUGGCUGAUAAAGUUCAUGUAACCCAUGAUACCAUGUAUGAUAGAAUAUCAGCUUCAGAGAUAGCAAUAGAAAAGGAUGCUGUUUCUUUGUUGAUGGAGAAGGAGAAGACGCUUAGUGUUGUUCCUGAAAUAGCUGAGAUAGAAGCUCCAAUCAAACCAGAUUACAAUGCUAUAAAGCACGAUUUGGAAGUGGCUGCAAGGAGAGCUGACCAAGAAUAUCAGAGUCAGUUAGAUUCUAAGAUCAGUGAGGUCGUUUCUCUCCCCUCAGGGAAGGACAAAGCCUCUGUUAAAAGAGCAGAGCCUGAACCCAAAGACACUCAACAGAAAGAUCAGACCAUCUUGUCCAGAGAAGCAAAGGAUGCAGAUGUACUUUCCAAGACCGAGCCUAGUUAUGUGAAGUAUUCAGACAGCACCAAAUUGUCUGAAACAGAAAUUAAGGAAAAAGUAACUAAGCCUGAUCUGGUACAUCAAGAGGCAGUUGAUAAAGAGGAAUCUUAUGAAUCUAGUGGAGAGCAUGAUCAAGCCCAAGAAGGUUUGAAUGGAGAAUCCUUGAAACCAGAGGAUUUCAAAGCAGAACCUCCAAAACUUCCCGUGUCUGGGGAAGAGAUGCCUGCACAGUUACCAGCAAAAGAGCCUUCUAUGGAGCUCCUCCUUCCAAAAGCUGAGCCUCUCCAGGAAGAGCCUGCUGAGAUUCAGAUGGAGAGUAUACCACAGCCUGCAGAAGGAACUGAAAAGAUUCCUGACACAGCUGUGAAACCUGUGGAAAUCCAACAGCUGCUGCUGUAUGAAGUGACGGCUGGGGCCACAAAAGGGGAAGAACAUGAGGAAGAAGAGGUAGAAGUAAGGCAAGAAGAAAAAGAGGAGGAUGAACAGCAUCUAAUAUCAGAAAUGCCCUCAGAAAUAGACUUUGGGAAACCUACUGCUGAAGAAAUGCUAGCCAAGGGUAGCCCAGAAGCACUGCCUGAACUGAAAGGCAUUAUUGAAUCGGUGGUGACGGUAGAGGAUGACUUUAUCACAGUGGUGCAGACAACAGUUGAUGAGGGUGAAUCUGCUUCUCACAGCGUGCGCUUUGCUGCUACUCAGCAGGAAGACAUCGAAACAGGAGCCUCCCAAGCUGAAGAGGAGCUGGAGGUUGAGGAAGUGGCUGACAUGCAAGUUGAGCCCAAGGAGGGCUCCCCAGAAGCUCCUGCUUCACCCCAGAGAGAAGAAAUCCUACUCACCGACUACAAGACAGAGACGUGUGAUGAUUACAAAGAUGAAACAACAAUUGAUGACUCCAUCAUGGACACAGACUGGGCAGAUACUCAAGAUGAUGAUAGGAGCAUCAUGACUGAACAGUUAGAGACUGUUCCUAAAGAGGAGAAGGCAGAGAGAGAAUUGCGAAGAUCAUCUCUCGAUAAGCAUAAAAAAGAGAAACCUUUUAAAACUGGGAGAGGCAGGAUUUCUACUCCUGAAAGGAAAAUAGCUAAAAAGGAACCUAGCACACUCUCCAGAGAUGAAGUGAGAAGGAAAAAAGCAGUGUAUAAGAAAGCUGAACUUGCUAAAAAAACUGAAGUUCAGGCCCACUCUCCCUCCAGGAAAAUCAUUUUAAAACCUGCUAUCAAAUAUACUAGACCAACUCAUCUCUCCUGUGUUAAACGGAAGCAGACAGCAGCAGGUGGUGAAACAAACCAGGCUCCUGGUGUAUUUAAACAAGCAAAGGAAAAACUCUCAGAUGGAGUAAGCAAGAGUCCCGAAAAGCGUUCCGCUCUACCAAGACCUUCCUCUAUCCUUCCUCCUCGAAGAGGUGUAUCAGGAGACCGAGACAGAGAGGAGAACUCCCUCUCCCUCACAGCUUCCCUCUCCUCUUCAGUACGACGGACCACCCGAUCAGAGCCAAUUCGUAGAACAGGAAAAAGUGGAACUUCUACCCCCACUACCCCUGGCUCCACUGCCAUCACUCCAGGGACACCACCAAGCUAUGCCUCCCGUACCCCAGGCACUCCAGGGACACCCAGCUACUCCAGAACCCCCCACACUCCUGGGACCCCUAAAUCUGCCAUACUGGUACCUACUGAGAAAAAAGUUGCCAUAAUUCGCACUCCACCUAAAUCUCCAGCCACUCCAAAGCAGCUACGAGUUAUUAAUCAGCCUCUACCUGACCUCAAGAACGUCAGGUCCAAAAUUGGAUCAACAGAUAACAUCAAAUACCAGCCCAAAGGGGGGCAGGUACAAAUCGUAACCAAGAAGAUCGACUUGAGUCAUGUGACUUCCAAGUGUGGCUCACUCAAGAAUAUCCACCACAAGCCAGGAGGAGGGCGUGUGAAAAUUGAGAGUGUGAAACUGGAUUUCAAAGAAAAAGCUCAGGCUAAAGUUGGUUCACUGGAAAAUGCCCACCACGUACCUGGUGGUGGUAAUGUCAAGAUUGACAGCCAGAAGCUAAACUUCAGAGAGCAUGCUAAAGCCCGUGUCGAUCACGGGGCUGAGAUCAUCACGCAGUCACCAGGCAGGUCCAGCGUGGCUUCACCACGCAGACUCAGCAACGUCUCGUCCUCUGGAAGCAUCAACCUGCUUGAAUCGCCCCAGCUUGCUACCCUUGCUGAAGAUGUCACGGCAGCCCUCGCUAAGCAGGGCUUAUGA